Messenger RNA from Carassius auratus (goldfish), 859 nucleotides. Its product is annotated as putative claudin-24. The transcript has a single exon. Gene Ontology annotation, molecular function: structural molecule activity. Bases 52 to 714 code for a protein of 220 amino acids. The record is from RefSeq and is a predicted model, not a curated record. Gene Ontology annotation, cellular component: bicellular tight junction; membrane. NCBI's taxonomy places the organism in Eukaryota, Metazoa, Chordata, Actinopteri, Cypriniformes, Cyprinidae.
AAAAUCUCAGACGGUCAGACAGACAAAGUGAGAGGACAGACGAGUGUUAACAUGGUGCUGCUAACCACCAAGUUUGUCCAGAGAGCUUCACUCUUUGUGUCCUUCGGAGGUUUAGUCACUACUGUUAUUACAACCUUCCUGCCACUGUGGAAGACGAUGAACUCGGAUCUGAAUGAGAUGGAGAACUGGUAUGAAGGGCUCUGGCACAUGUGUAUCUACACAGAGGAAGUUGGCAUUCACUGCAAAGCCUUCGAGUCUUUUUUAGCCCUUCCACUAGACACUUUAGCUUCACGGGUUCUCAUGUGCAUUUCCAUUGCAACAGGAUUUCUUGGCGUGGCGGCUGCUUUUUUCGGACUCGAGGGUGUUGAGAUUGGCACCGGGCGGGAGAGGAUGAAAAGGACUCUACUCAUUCUCGGUGGACUGUUUAUCGUUGUGUCAGGGAUCACGACCCUCGCACCGGUUUCGCUAAUGGCAUACAUAAUGGUAGUGAAGUUCUGGGAUGAGAAUCUUCCAGAUGUGAUGCCCAGAUGGGAGUAUGGAGAGGCCAUGUUUUCUGCCUGGUUUGCUGGACUUCUGUUAGUUGUUGGAGGGGCUUUUCUUUUUGUUGCUGUCUGCAUGGGCGAUCACGAAGCAAAGCUGCAAAGUAAAAUUCUGCCUCGCAAUCUAGAACAAUGCUCGAGAACUCAGCAUUCCCGAAAAAUGGAAAUCAUAUAGUUUAGAUUUCAUCUUAAGACUGGAAAUAUUCAAGAACGCAACUCAGCAUUACAAAACAAACAUGCCAGACGGGAAAAUUUGGAAGCAUUUGGACAGAACUUUUUUUACACUUUCGGUUGACUUUCAAAGCCCAAUUUGGUAAAGA